Molecule: messenger RNA, 1822 nt
Organism: Marasmius oreades (fairy-ring Marasmius)
Lineage: Eukaryota; Fungi; Basidiomycota; Agaricomycetes; Agaricales; Marasmiaceae
Exons: 4
Coding region: 24-1394 (456 amino acids)
Biological process (GO): vacuolar transport; metal ion transport; ubiquitin-dependent protein catabolic process
Cellular component (GO): Golgi apparatus; perinuclear region of cytoplasm; endoplasmic reticulum
Source: RefSeq, a predicted model, not a curated record
CAUCUUUCUCAGCUCCCACCAUCAUGCCAGCUCGUUACUCCCCUCUUCCAAACAAUAACGACGCUGAACGCGAGCUCAACGCUGCGUUUGAUGACGAAGAAGAUGACGAUGAUGAAAAUACCCCCCUCAACAACAUCGCACAUAGCGACUUGACCAUUAAUACGCCUGUAGCAGCAACGACCGAAAAUUCUGGCACGUAUGAUUUUGAAAGGGAUUACGACGUCCCUCCUCCUGGUUCUCCUCCGGCUCCUUCAUCGUUCGCUCUGCCAAAUGAUUAUGGCAAUAGCAACGGUUUUCUGCCUACGUCUCCUAUUCAAGCUCCUCGUCGAACUUCACCUUCAUUCUUCCGUAGAGUUGUUGGCGCUGUUCUCCCCACCCAUUACGCUCGAGUUCCAACAGAAGAUUCCUCAAUCUCGACCUCCAGAGUCCUGGGAGGCGGAGUGGAGAACGACGGUGUUUUUGCCAACGUGACCGCAAAACCACAACCUGCUCAAGUCAUUCGAACAUCAGAGGGAAAUAUUCAUUUAGUGCCGGAAGAGACCCAGAAAGAAGCUCCUCCUUCAUAUCAAUCGGCACAAGCAGAUGCUGUACCGCCGUACUGGGAAACUACCGUUGUUGCGCCUGCGGUUCCCGGACAGUCUGGAUCAGAUAUGAUUAUUGAAGACCUUCCUUCAGGUUCAGUCUGGGUGUUCUUUAUCAACGCUUUCAUAUCAUUCUUCUUCAAUUUCAUCGGUUUCCUCCUCACCUUCCUCCUUCAUACUUCUCAUGCUGGAAAGUUCGGUUCCCGUGCUGGCCUGGGACUCACUCUGAUCCAAUAUGGGUUCUACACACGCACAGGCUCGGUCUUACUGGAAGUAGAUGGCUCAGGCAAUGAUGCCGCCAGUGGGAUGAUGGCUACAGGAACUCCACUUGACCCUGCCAGCCCAAUGGCUACUGGUACCCCCACAAUUCCCGAUCCUAGCCAACCCGACAAUCUACAAGAAGCUCUUAGCAGUUCACGGGACUGGGUCGCCUUCAUUUGUAUGACAAUCGGUUGGUUCCUCCUCUUAACUUCCUGUAUCGGCUUCUGGCGCAUCAAACGCUGGGAAUCUUCUAUACGCGAUUCUUCCACACCAUCAGCUCCAAGAGUGGUGACCCCCGAACAAAUUCAGCGGGAGAGGGACAUGAGGGCGAAUCUGGAAGCUGUAUUUGGAAUCAGUUUUGAUGAAGAUGAAAGACCCAGAACGAUUGUUCCGGCAGCACCUCAGGCUGGGAACAAUAGUAUCUCAGAACCAACUCCUCCAUUAUUACACCGAGUUCAUCUUGAUGAACACGGUCAUGCUGUGAUUAUACCAACGCAAGAUCUGGAGGAGAUGGCAUUGGAAAGGGAUUUGAGAGCGGCUGGGCUGUUUUGAUCCGAGGUUGAGGACAUUCAUUUCUAAAAAGUCCCACAAUUUUCUUGGUAAAUAAAUUCAGUAGGUCAACUUAUUGCUUGGAUUGUGGAAGAAAUUAUUGUGUAUUUAUUUUUCAACCAAGGGAACCUGCCAGCAAUCGUUGACAGUUCCGUUGUAAUAUAAUUGUUCGCUCUCAGAGAGGUUUUCUCGAUCAAAGGAGCUUGGCACUCUGGAUAACAUUCUGCGAAAAACCCGGCCCCUAGAUCUAAUGAGCGAAGUGCUUCCCCAGCAACGGCGUAGGCUCAGCAUUUUGUGGAAUGCCCAAGUCCACACCUUGCAACACCUUGCCAAUAUAUACAAUCAAUGUUCGCCAUUGGUACCAAACUUCUCGACCGUGUCUCAGUGACCCAGUCUGAUCAGGUCGAGACAGCUUAAGAGUGAGCGCAGAC